Messenger RNA from Homarus americanus (American lobster), 3101 nucleotides. Its product is annotated as AMME syndrome candidate gene 1 protein homolog. The transcript is spliced from 8 exons. The coding region runs from base 149 to 1048 and encodes 299 amino acids. Lineage: Eukaryota; Metazoa; Arthropoda; Malacostraca; Decapoda; Nephropidae. The record is from RefSeq and is a predicted model, not a curated record.
CGGAUCAGCUGUGAGUGAGUCUUGGUGGUGUGAGAGACGAGUCAGUCUGGCCGACCACCACACAAACUACUUCACCCAUCCCUUAAAACUUAUCCACCAGCUCUCAGCCACAUCUCAUCCACCUAGGAGCCACCCACCAUCCACCACCAUGUCCGCUGGGUGUUGUGGGACCAAGAAACCGAAGCUCAAUGGCGGCCCUCAGAUGGCAAGGGAGACACAGUCGGGGAUCGAACCACAACCUCUUCGUGCAUCAAUCAGGCAUUGUACCCACUCCACCACGGCCAAGGGACAAAAGUGCGGGUAUCCUUAUGGACAUUUGAACCCCACGCCUGCCCGCAAUCGCGCAAGACGGUCUGCCACUAGACACCUCUGUGCAGAACCUGCUGAUGCCCAAAAGCAGGUUUGUUGCUACAAUGGCACAACACCCACAGCCAACGGAACACUACGUAAUGGUCUCAUCCCCAUAGCCAGCCCUGAGAUGUGUUUCUAUUGCUUUGACGUCUUAUACAGUCACUUGCACAACAUGGAACCUCCCAGCACUCCUGACUUUACCAACGAACCCUUCCCUUUAUUUGUAACGUGGAAAGUUGGCAAGGACAAGCGAUUACGGGGUUGCAUGGGAACGUUUAGCCACAUCAACCUACACGCAGGGCUGAGAGAGUAUGCUGCUACCAGUGCAUUUAAGGACUCCCGGUUCCAGCCAAUUGGGAGGGAUGAGCUACCACGCCUUGGGGUCUCUGUGUCUAUCCUUCGACAUUUUGAAGAGGGUCGAGACUAUAGAGAUUGGGAUAUAAGUGUUCAUGGCAUAAGAAUAGAGUUCCUAAAUGAGCGGGGAGCCAAAAGGACAGCUACUUACUUGCCUGAGGUCGCUCCUGAACAAGGUUGGGACCAUGAGCAAACUAUUGAUUCACUACUCAGGAAAGGAGGUUACAAGGGGCCGGUGACCAGUGAAGUGCGACGCAACAUAAAGUUGACUCGUUACCAGAGUGAAAAGAAAUCCGUUACCUUUCAAGAUUACAUGAGCUACUGGAGAAACCGUCGUUGCUAGCAUUCGCUGAACCUUAGGGAUGGAAGAUGUGGGAGUGUUGAUCUUGGGAGUGUGAGUGGUGGGGGUAGAGGUGGAGUCCUUGCCCGGGGCACUGAUGUUUGUGGGGCCCCAGAACCUCAUAACAACCACCAUGGACAGUAUCCUCAACCCCCUUAUCACCACUACCACCUUAAUAAUCAGGUGAUGGCCCACCACAACAACAGCCAUCAGCUUCUUGCUCACAACAACCAUCAACAUCUCCACUACCAUCAUCACCACAAUCCCAGGUCCCCAUCUCCCCUCCACCUCCACCAUUACUCCGCUAGAGGCAGCAGUAGUAGUAGCAGCAGCAGUAUCAACAGCAGUGGUAGAGCCUCUGCCACUAUCACCACCACAACUACCAAUACCAACACUCCACCACUGGGUUUUGACUCGGUGGGUAACUCAGGGCUCGGCGCAUCUCUCUUGUGUGUCACCACCUCAGGGCAUAAUGACUUUGCUCUGUGCGGCCCUCCAGCUCAAGAUAUUGCAUUGAUGAAUCAUGGAGGGUGUCCUGCGUGGUGUUCUCACCGCGGGGGCACACCAGAGGGAGAAGGAUGCUUGGACGGCCUACGCAGAGUAUCCAACAGGCUGGCAGACUUUCUUAGGGGCCUUUUUAAUUCUUGAUGGUUGGUUUUAGUUAUUUUAGCUUAUUAUUUGUUUAGUGUUGAGUGUCAUCUGUCUUAAGUUUGGUCCAGAACUUAAUUUUGCAAUUUUAUAACAAUUUUGUAUGGAUCCAGGUCUUUCCAUUGAACCUGGGAAUAAUGCUUAAGAAAAAACUAUGUAUUCAUUUGCCCAACACAGAAAGAGUGCCAUUACUUCAUCUCAUGCCUGAUCUGAAAUCAAAUACUCAUGCUCAAAAUCAAGAUGAGCUGGAUACUACAAAGAUAAAAGAAUCAGUGUUAUUGAUAGUCAUAACUGGCUGCAGGCAGAGUUUAGUAUUCAAAGUAAGGAAUUGUUGGAUAUGUGACUUAAUAUUAACAGUGAGAUCGUGGGUGUUAAGCCAUAGAAGAUGAAGCCCUCUAGCGGUCAUCAAGAUCUAUGUGAGUGUGUGGAGUUUGGAAAAGUGGUCAGCUCACUUUGAUAAUAAGCACAUUUGCUUAAACAUCGAUGGUGAUUGUAACUCUGUUUUUCAUUUAUCAUUAUUAUUAUUAUUAUUAUUUAUUUUUUAUUUUUCUUGUAUAUUGUUUCUUAAGCAAGUCACCGAGCCCCGGGCUGGCCUUCCCACUCCCGUCCGCGUGUGUUGUGAUCAUCGGGCAUGUUUGUAGCCCAUCCCACACCAGUCUUUCACGUUCAGCGGCUGACAAAACUCUCACAAGAUUGAUGAGCCUCCAGUUUAACUCCAUCUAAAAUGUCUACAUUGGACAGCAAGUACGAUGUAAAAUAUAGAUUUUUUAUGUUGAUGACAUAUUAUAUUGCAAACAGUUCAAUACUGGUGGUUGAUGAACCAUAUGUGAAUGGUGCAACAUAGAGCUACUCUUAAUACUCAUCAAAUGAGGUUUGUUCGCCGCUAAUUUUUUAAUAUCAGACUGCCUAGUCGUGAGCAAGGUGUCUUGUGCUGCUCAUUCGUUACUUACUAUUGAACGAUCUCAUGUACAGUGUUGUUGACAAAGAAAACUUAUUUAACACACAUUUUAUACAAUAAUUACAAUACAGUUCAUAUUUGUGUAGAUGGGAAUGCUGUAUCUUGCAAAUAAUUGUGACAACAAGUGGUUAGAAUGAUAACUGACCUUUCCCACUACAAUUUAUAAUGCGAACACCUCCUUCUUAGCUAACUUGGCAAGAGGUUACCAAACUUACCAAGUGCAUCUCAGUGAUAACAUGUGAUAGACUAUACCAAAGGUGGCUUGAAACAACUGUGCAGAGUGCCAAGGAAGAGAGACAGUGGCACCAAUCUCACCUCUGUUAUCUGAGAGUGAUUAUGCCUCAUUUACCCAUUACCAUUAAGAGUUGAGGACUACGAGGACAGGUAGUGUAUCAUUGGUUAUCCAAUAAUUAAAAUCUCAGGAUGUUUAAGAGUGGGAAUCAACAUUCC